Molecule: messenger RNA, 1349 nt
Organism: Mus caroli (Ryukyu mouse)
Lineage: Eukaryota; Metazoa; Chordata; Mammalia; Rodentia; Muridae
Gene: Gpsm3
Product: G protein signaling modulator 3
Biological process (GO): positive regulation of inflammatory response
Molecular function (GO): protein binding; GTPase regulator activity
Source: RefSeq, a predicted model, not a curated record
AGCUAGUUCCGGUGUUGACAGAGAAGAGCUGGAGGGGAGGUGGGGAUGGUGGAGCAGUGUGGCCAGCUAGGGGGUUACUGAGGCUCUGGAGAUGAGCCGGCAGGAAUCCGCCCUGUCAGGAGCUUGCUCCACUCCUGCAGCUGGAGUCUCUCCCGGUCUCUGUCCUCCCCUGGGGCAAGAGAGGUCAAACAAGCUGUUUGGGUGGGAAAAAGAGGAUGGAGGAAGUUGACAGAGUUGGGCGGGGCCCAUGGGGGGGCUGACCAGGAACCCGGCUUCCUGCUCAGUACCCUGGCACCCAGCCCCCAGCUCACCCCCACCCCGUCCAGCCCCCAUUCCCCUCAGGAACCCAAGGUUCCGGGUCCUCCUCCCAAAUUCCAGCUACUCCUCCCCAUCAGUGUCUCUUCCCCAAGUCCAGGGAUGGAGGCUGAAAGACCCCAGGAAGAAGAUGGUGAACAGAGUCUCCCGCAGGAUGAUCAGGGCUGGCCCCCUGUGAAUGCCACCGCUCGGCCUUGGAGAUCUGCUCCUCCCUCUCCUCCUCCUCCUGGAACCCGACACACAGCCCUAGGGCCCCGUUCUGGCUCCCUGCUCUCCCUGCAGACUGAGCUCCUUCUGGACCUAGUGGCCGAAGCCCAGUCCCGCCGCCUAGAGGAACAGAGGGCCACCUUCCACACCCCCGAGGCCCCACCAAACCUAGCCUCAGCCCCAACCCCACCCCGGCUUCUUGAAGACAAAGAACAGCUCUACAGCACCAUCCUUAGUCACCAGUGCCAGCGGAUUGAAGCCCAACGGUCUGACCCGCCCCUUCCCCCCGGGGGGCAAGAGCUUCUGGAGUUGCUGCUGAGAGUUCAGGGUGGAGGUCGAAUGGAGGAGCAACGAUCCCGGCCUCCUACACACACCUGCUGAGACCGGAGCUCCUCACCAGUCCCUUCUCUCUGGGACUCAAAGCUGGGACACUCCCCGAAGGUCUUCAACCCUGUUUGGCAGGGGUACCAGAGAUGGAAGACCCGGCUAAAAUUGCAGUAUUUACCACCCACUUUCCCUGGGGACUGGACUUGGGACAAGUACUCUAACCAUGAAGAUAAGCAAGGUAGGGUGGACACAACUCCCGAGGACAGUUAAGAGUCUCUAUCCUGAGCUGUCAAGCUACUAAACGGUGGUGUGAGGGCUGCGGCCUGCCCCUGCCUAGUGAGAAAAAAAGGGAAGAGUAAGACAAUUGUCCAGCACUAGCAGUCUCAGGCCCCAAGGCAGAGGGGCCCAGAGGCGGUGAAGCGACUCUUACCCCGCCCCCACCCUGCUGCUGAGUCUGUCUGAUGUUUUGGUUGUAUGAAUAAACAUAAUUCCCCUCUGGA